Messenger RNA from Ostrea edulis (European flat oyster), 810 nucleotides. RefSeq lists its product as uncharacterized. The record is from RefSeq and is a predicted model, not a curated record. NCBI's taxonomy places the organism in Eukaryota, Metazoa, Mollusca, Bivalvia, Ostreida, Ostreidae. The transcript has a single exon. The coding region runs from base 1 to 810 and encodes 269 amino acids.
AUGGAUUUAACGAAGUCAUUCUCGUUUGUUGUGCAGAAGAAAUGUCCCCACGUCACGGCGGAUCCGUCGGGGAUAUGGAUAUCGUAUCACCACUACUCCUACGAUGAACACAAUAUUGCUCUGUAUGACGAGACUGGACAUUUGCUCAAGUCGAUUGAAGUUCAGUGUCCUAUACGCAGAAUGGCGAGCGACAGAAACGGUCAUUUGUAUCUAGCAAGCGUUGAUGCACAAUGUGUGAUGGUGUUUGAUGUUGCUACUUCUGAUAUCAAAGAGUUGGCCCAUUUUGAUGGCUACCCGUCAGGGCUUGCAUACUGUGAAAAAGAUGACAGUCUAAUCGUUUGUGAUAAUGAAUGUCCAAGUUACUUUGCUUACGAGGGCGGUUAUGCCAGACUUGUAAAAUUCCAUCUCUCUACUCAUGAAUGUCAAGAGAGGAUUUUAAUACCCUGUGAAAAUCACCAUAAUUGCAUCAGCAACGUCGCUAUUGGAAAAAACGAAAGUCUGUGGACAGCUGACUACAUUAAUGACACGGUGUUUCAAAUGACGUCAGACGGACACGUGACAUUUUCUUAUAAUGGUCCAGCAGACGACACAGUUUUAAAUCCAUUGGACAUCUGCACGGAUAAACAAGGAAGGGUGUUCGUUAUCUGCACAUCUUCAAAAUGUGUUUACGUUCUCGGCGAGACUGGUCAACAUGAGGCAUCCUUAAGUUUGGAUUACAUGCCUUGUUCCGUGGAAGUGCACGGAGGAAGAAUAUGGAUCGGAGAAAUGGACGCUAACAAAAUUCACGUUUACACAUACACUGUAAAAUGA